AUGACAUCAAUUGAAAAAUUAUUAGUUCAAGGUAUUCGUAGUUUUGAUCCAAGAGAAGCAAGUGUUAUUGAUUUUUAUUCACCAUUAACAUUAAUAGUUGGGCAAAAUGGUGCUGGUAAAACUACAAUUAUAGAAUGUUUAAAAUAUACAUGCACAGGUGAAAUGCCACCAAAUUGUUCAAGUGGUCAAGCAUUUAUACAUGAUACAAAGAUAGCAGGUGAAUCAGAAGUUAAAGCACAAAUUAAAUUAAGAUUUAAGAAUCCAAUUGGUAAACCUAUAGUAGCAUCAAGAUCAUUAUCAUUGAUUCAAAAAUCAAAUAAGAAACAAGAGUAUAAGCAAAUCGAUGCAUCAUUACAAUCAUAUACUAGUGAUGGUCAAAAAGUUAGUAAAUCAUUUAGAUGUAGUGAUAUGGAUAAAGAGAUACCAGAUUUAAUGGGUGUAGCGAAACCAAUACUUAAACAUGUUAUAUUUUGUCAUCAAGAGGAUUCAAAUUGGCCCCUAUCGGAAAGUGCUAAAUUGAAAUUGAAAUUCGAUGAAAUCUUCUCUGCUGUAAAGUACACGAAAGCAUUGAAAUCUUUGAAAGAUAAAAGAAAAGAGUUGACCACAUUAAUCAAGGAAUUAAAGCUAAGGCUAGAGACAAUCUCUGCCAACAUUGAGCAUUGUAAUCGUAUUAGAAAAGAGUUGAUCAAAGCCGAAGAGAUCUACUCAAAUGGUAAUAAAAGUUUAGAGGAUAUUAAAAUUGCAAUCAUAGAGAAACAAAAGACAUUGUCAACUAUAAAGAUUGCUGAAUCGAAAUUGCAAGAGUUAAAAAACGAAGUUACAGUUUUAAAUGCAAGGAAAUUAGAGAUGGAGAGAGUCAAGAAUCAAUUAUUCAAUUCGUUGACUGAGGUAUACCAAAAUGAGACCGAUGAGGAAUUGGUUUUCAUGCAAAGUGAAUUCAAUCGUGAAUGUGAAACAAUGGCAACCGCAGAGAAAGAGUUGUUGGAGAAUUCAGAGGUAUUGUUAUCUCAAAAGGAGGUCAUCAAUAAUUUAAUCAAAGAGAAUAGUUCACAAAAGGGUAGAUUACAAUCACUGAUUUCGCAACAAGACUCAAUACUAUCCGAUAGGGAUAAACAGAUGAAAGAAUUGGUUACACGUUAUAAAAUGUCGGAUUUCAUUCAAAUUCAAUUACCCUACCAAAAGGAGAUCGUCAUUAAAUUCAUCAAUGAAAUCACACAAAAGUUUGAUACACUAACAAGUGGUAUUUCAAAUUAUUCCAAAACAAACAAACAAAAGUUAAAUGCUAUUCAAAUGAAAAUCAAUCAAAAACGUGUAGACUCUAAUCAAUUUACAUCAUCAUCCAAUGAGAAAAUGUCAACGAUAACUUUAAAUUCAAAGAAAAUUCAAUCAUUAGAUCAAGAGAUUCAACAACAUACAAAUUCAAUUGGUGAAAUUGAUACAUUGGAGAAACAAAUUCAAUUUUCUCAAUCUGAAUUAUCAAUAUUAAAAUCGGAUGCAAAUUUACAAGAGAUUCAACAAUCAUUAGAUAAUUUAACUACAGAGAAAUUAGAAAUUGAAAAAGAGAUUCAAUCAUUACAAUCUUCUUUAAAAUUAUUAAAUCUUCAAGCAAGUUCACGUACAAGAUUAAAUAUAAAAAGAAAAGAAAUUCAACAAAAUCAACAAAAUAUUAAUUCACAAUUAAAUUCACAAAUUAUUAAUUCAAUUAAUUUAAUUUUACCAAAUGAAUUUAAUAAUGAUAAUAAUAAUGAUGAUGAUGAUGACCAAUUUAGAUUUAAUAUAAUUCAAAGAAUUGAACCAAUAGUACCAUUAAUAAAUAAAAAAAGAUUAAUAUUCACAAAUCAAUUAAAUGAAUUAAAACAACAAUUUCAAAUAUUACAAAAUAAAAAGAAUCAAAUUGAUGCACAAUUAACUUCAAGUAUUGAACCACAAUUAAAAAAGAAACAAAUUGAACUCGAAUCAUAUGAAAAAUUAAUAAAUGAUAGUAAAUUAAAACAAUCAAAUUUGUUUGAAAAUGUAAAUAGUAAUAAUAAUAAUAAUAAUAAUAAUAAUAAUGGUAUAACAGUUUUAUUAUUUGAAAAUAAAAUUAAUGAAAUGAAAUUAUCAUUAGAGAAAUUAGAGAAAUCAUUUAUUGUACUUGAAAGUGAAGAUAUUUUAUAUAAAGAGUAUAUAGAGAAAGCUAAUCAAGAUAAAGAAUGUUCUUUAUGUAAGAAUGAAAUGAAUGGUAAUGAAUUGACUUCAUUUGUUCAUACAUUAGAAACUCAUUGUAAUGAUAUACCGAAUCAAUUGAAACAAUUGAAAAUUGAAAUUAGUAAUUCUAAAAUUCAAUUAGAGAAAUUUAAUAAACUAUUACCAAUCAUUGUAAAGAGAGAAGAACUCAUUGAAAAAUCAAUACCAGAAUUAAAAGAAUCUCAAAAGAAUCUAUUAGAACAACAAUUGAAAUCAAAUGAAAUGGUUUUAGAGAAACAAAAUCAAAUUGAAUCAUUAGAAUCUCAAUCUGUUUUAUAUCAACAAGUUACCCUAGUUUUUCAAUAUAUCGAUCAAACUAAACAAUCUAUUCAAUCGAUUGAGAGUGAAAUUCAAAAGGAGGAAAAAGAAAUCAUGAAACAAUCAUCUGAUCUUAGAACCAUUGAAGAGGUUGAUAAGGAUUUAGAGAUUCAACAAGAGCAAUUGAAAACCAUUGAAAAGGAAAUUUCAAAUUUUACAAAUAAACAAAAGAAUGAUCAAAUUGGAAUCUUUGAAAAAGAAAGACAACUUAUCUCAAUUAAAAAUCAAUUGACAACAAUUAAAAGUGCUUCUGGUAUUAUAGAUCAUCUAAGGGAUACAAAGAAAGAGUUACAAUCAAAUAAUCAACAAUUACAAUUAGAGAUUGAAAAUUUACAACAAUCAAUAGAUCAAUCCAAUAAUGAUGCUAAACAAUUGGAGAAUGAAUUUCAACAAUUGGAAAUUGAAUUUGAAAAGAAAAUCGAUGCAUAUUCAAAGGAAAAGAAUACUUUUUCAGUACGUUUAGAUUCAAUCAAUAGUUUACAAUCGAAAAUACUCGACCCAUCUGAACUCUGCAAACAAUUGAAUGAAAUUCAAGAGAAAAAUCAAGAAUUGGAAUCAAAUCUUUCAACUCUUUCUCAAGAUUACUUAAUUGGUCAACAACAUAUUUCAACCAUUCAACAAAAUCUAUCUAGUAAAGAUAUUACCAAAAGAGCUAUCUCUGAUAAUAUCUCUUUUCGUCAACAUAAGAACAAUGUCGAACAAAUCAUUAGACAAAUCAGCAGAAAGAAUGAAUUAAUCAAAGAAAUGAUGCAAUCACAAUUGGAAAUUGAUUCAAAUAAAUUGGAACAAGAAAUAAAUUCAUUGAAAUCAAAAUUCGAUCAAAUCACUGGUCAAACUGCAGUACUACAAUCUCAAAUCAAUUCAAAUCGUCAAGAACUUUCAAAACCAACUUAUAAAAAUAUUGAUGAUGUCAAUAAGGAUCUAUUGAUUAAACUUCAAACCACUGAAACCGUUGGUAAAGAUUUAGAUAAAUAUUAUAAAGCAUUGGAUAAAUCAUUAAUGAAAUAUCAUACUUUGAAAAUGGAUGAAAUUAAUCGUUCAAUUAAAGAGAUUUGGCAAACAACCUAUAAAGGUAGUGAUAUAGAUACAAUUGAAAUCCGUUCCGAAGAAUCUGGUACUGCAAAUAAAACAAUUAAUUAUCGUGUUGUUAUGAUCAAGGGUGAUGUAGAAUUAGAUAUGAGAGGUAGAUGUAGUGCAGGUCAAAAGGUAUUGGCAUGUCUGGUGAUUCGUUUAGCAUUGGCUGAAAACUUUUGUUCAAAUUGUGGUAUCUUGGCUUUAGAUGAACCAACCUCUCAUCUUGAUCGUGCAAAUAUUGAAUCAUUUGCAAACUCUUUAUUAAAUAUUAUAGAAUCAAGAAAAUCUCAAAAAGGUUUUCAAUUAAUAAUCAUCACUCAUGAUGAAGAAUUUGUUCAAUAUCUUAGUAGAGGUAAUUAUUGUGAUUAUUAUUGGAGAGUUACUAAAAAUGCAAAUCAACAUAGUCAUUUAGAAAGAAAAGAAAUUGCUGAACUUUAA
Messenger RNA from Dictyostelium discoideum AX4, 4056 nucleotides. It is a transcript of the gene rad50, whose product is annotated as DNA recombination/repair protein. The transcript is spliced from 2 exons. Gene Ontology annotation, biological process: double-strand break repair; telomere maintenance via recombination. Gene Ontology annotation, cellular component: chromosome; nucleus; Mre11 complex. The record is from RefSeq and is a predicted model, not a curated record. Lineage: Eukaryota; Evosea; Eumycetozoa; Dictyosteliales; Dictyosteliaceae. Bases 1 to 4056 code for a protein of 1351 amino acids. Gene Ontology annotation, molecular function: ATP hydrolysis activity.